UACCCCCGAAAUCGCGUAUUGGUCAUAUCGGAAGAUCCCCUGCUGCGCUCGUCGCUGCUCGCGCUUUCCCUGGGAGCUUCAGAGGUUCACACGGUAGUUAUGAAAGAUAGCAAUUAUGCCAGCGCCUCCAUCGUUGCACGGUGCCUGAUGCAUCGAGACAACAUAAAGCUCUUUUCCUCGCUGGAGGCUUUGGAGGCUACGGUAUUCGGCCCGUGUCUCUCAAAGGCCCUCAGAGCCUCUUCCCGCACUGCCCCCACGCCUCCAGGAAGUGCCUACCGAAGUCGCAGAGACAGCUUGUUGGCACAAACUGCAGCUGUCGGCGGGUUCAGCGCUCAGCGCAGCGAUUCGCCCUCCAAGACAACAAGCGCAAAAGAGGCAGAGGUCCUAACGGCACAGCACCUCCAAAAGAAAAUCCACAGCUACCGACUUGUGCUCAUCGAUGAAGAUUACUGUGGGCCCAUUGUUUCCGCAUUUGGCCUUCCUCAAAUCCUCGAAUUUAUGCUGGCGUACACUUGUGCGGUGUGCUGUCAAGUGUUGCCACGUCGCUGGCAGACGUUGGUUACCCCAAGUUCUUUCCCUCCAGCGCCGCUUUCUUCAGGUGCCUCUCCGGUUGUGCGUGAAGAGGAGCGGCCACCACAUCUGCAGGAUCUGCUUUUUGCAUCUAGCGGGAGGGUCCUACGCUGUGACAGCCUUCGGCUGGAGGACGUUUCUUUGAGCGAUAGAUUCUGUGUCCUCGAGAGCUUUGAGUUGAAGACUCUCACCAUGCCUCUGGUUGCUGGGGGACUAGCUCCUGGGAGUUUUUCGAGAGGCGUUCUGCCCUUCGCAAACGCCGGAGGCCUACAAGGAGAUCGUACCUGCGCGUGUGACGCGUGUUGCACGACUCAGUGCAAAGGGAAUGAGGCGUCUCGGCUGUGUUUGUGCUUUUUCUGUGCAAAGGAUAGGCACCUGGAGGCGGCCAGGCAGAGGCGCGCAUUUGUUAGAGGCAACGCCGUCUGUGGGAUCGAACUCGCGGGACUGUGUGCGGGCCUCGUACUCCGCAGCCACAUCCUGGUGGACGAGGACCUUUCCCUGACCCCAAGUGCAUCUUUAUUAGCCUUCCUGCCAGAGGAGUUUCCUCUUUCGACUCAUCAUGUGAUAAUGGUGGGAUCUGGUGAGCACAUGCCAAACCGUACACGCUGCCGUCGAGCCGAGGUGGUACAGGAAGGCCGAGAGGUGCGGAAAGGCGCUGAUAGGCGCAAGGGCGGAACGCCAUUGGGGGAUGCAGAAGGAGACAGAAGAGUAGAGAGUGACGGGAGAGUGGACGCAUAUGGACCUGUCGGACAGUUGCAUCUAACGUCGGGUCCAUUCCGUGAUGCAUCUGCUUCCUUUUCAUCUUCCCAGGAGGAUAAUGAGGGUCUUCUGGUUGCUCCGUGGCUCAAUUUGAGGCUUCAGCAGCCAAAGUGCCACUGGAAGUUUUCUGCGAUAUGCGAUGGCAUGCGGCAGUUGGACUUCAGUCUAGAGCUCUCUCUCCGCGAUCUCUAUGAAACCGCCAGGUCGUGUUCGGAUGUAGAUCCAACCGAAGGGAGUUCUGGGGAAUCGUAG
Molecule: messenger RNA, 1581 nt
Organism: Cyclospora cayetanensis
Lineage: Eukaryota; Apicomplexa; Conoidasida; Eucoccidiorida; Eimeriidae
Exons: 6
Coding region: 100-1581 (493 amino acids)
Source: RefSeq, a predicted model, not a curated record